AUGGAUCUUUCAUCUAAUUCGAAGUGUAGUUCCGAUUUCAGUAUAGACAGGAUAUUGAGUGACGAUUCUAAGAGCAGAGAUCCAGCGCCUAGCUGGCUUUGCUGCACGAGAUACCAACCGCCGAGGUUACCACGAACAGGUAGCGUCUGUCGGUCACGGCGGUCAGGGCGGCACGCGCGAGUGCCUUUCACGGCUGCGCAGGCGGCGGCUUUGGAGGCCGCGUAUUCGAGAGCACCGUACCUCGCACCGCCCGCGCUUCGAGCUCUAGCCUCUGCCUUACAACUGAGAGACGAUAGGAUUAAAAUAUGGUUCCAAAACAGAAGAGCUCGCGAGAGAAGAGAAAAAUGUGUCACUAUUCCACCACCGCACAGUACACCUCUACUUUCCAAUCAGCGUCCAUCGUGGUUUGUUCCUCAGCCCAGUGCAGAAUAUGUAAGGCAGCCUAAAGAUUUAUACCCAAAUCAAGAUAUACACGAAGAAUCAUGUAAAAACGAGUCCGAAGAUUCAAAUGAGAGUAUUUACGAAGCAGAUUUGGAUGUUGUUACUUAA
This is a messenger RNA of Leptosia nina, 549 nucleotides long. Lineage: Eukaryota; Metazoa; Arthropoda; Insecta; Lepidoptera; Pieridae. The record is from the annotation of a GenBank genome assembly.